Molecule: messenger RNA, 656 nt
Organism: Fomitopsis serialis
Lineage: Eukaryota; Fungi; Basidiomycota; Agaricomycetes; Polyporales; Fomitopsidaceae
Exons: 1
Coding region: 114-458 (114 amino acids)
Source: RefSeq, a predicted model, not a curated record
GGGUCGACGAGAGGGGCGUCUGCGAGCUGGGAGGAGACUCUUAACCGCGGCGGAAUCACUGAACGCGCGUGAAGGCGGCAGCAGAGCGCCGCAGAGGCGCCCAAGAGGCUGACAUGCCUUAUUCAGCACACCCAGCCACCGAUCAACCAUCUCAGAUCCUCGUCUACCCGCCACCUCAGCCUGCUCGCGUGCAUCCUGGCCUCCCCUCUGCUGCGCAAUCUAGGACAGGCGGCGACCAGCACUUCUGGAAUUGGUCCAAGUCGUGUUAUUUGGACACGUCUGGCGACCCGUUCUUCACGCGAUUGGCCAAGGUAGCGUCACUCGCGACCGAAACCCCUAUGCGCACAGUCGGAGCGACUCACCGGAGAGACGCAAUACCAUAUUACAAGGCUACCGCGGUCUUCUGGCAUCAGUCGUUUGGAAUACCGUUCCUCCAACGAAUUUGUAUAUGCUGGUGAGUACUCUGCGAUUUCACAUGCGAUCCUCCAGGCCAACGCCCUCCGUCACUCCCCAAUCCCCAACGCCUUGAAUGAUCGCACCACUUCCGUCUCUCUCCGUCUGCAUGGAGGAUCGCUUGCAUUUGACGGCCACCCUUCUUCAGCUUCAGUAUGGAUCGAACUCCGAUCCUUAUCGCCGCCAGUACGUACGCAUGCCCC